Bursaphelenchus xylophilus (pine wood nematode) is the source of this 1076-nucleotide messenger RNA. The record is from the annotation of a GenBank genome assembly. Lineage: Eukaryota; Metazoa; Nematoda; Chromadorea; Rhabditida; Aphelenchoididae.
AUGGUGUCGGUUGGGUGGACAUAUGUCUUCAUAUGUUUUUUGUGCAUCGAACGGUAUCUGGUGACGUUCUGCGUGGUGAAAUCGGUGUCCGAAGGCAGCCAACGAUUGCUCAGAUAUUCGUUGUACGUUUUGUUUGUAAGUUGUCAUCAUAGGUAUAAUAAAUUGUCUUGUUUCAGACUGUUGGAUGUUUAUCGUUUGCAAAAUUCUACUCAAUCCGUAAGUUCAUCCGUAGGUCAGUGGAAACUGAGUAUAAUACUUCUGAAUUUCAGACAUGGACGUACAUGAGAAAGCGUUCGUAAUAAUAUUCUCUUUCCAAUUAACGACAACGAUUGCUUGCGGCGUGGUAAGCGUUUCCGACAAUGUUGAAAAGGGAGAAUUUUCGAUAGAAAAAUAUUGUUCUCGUAUUGCAAAUUUCGCAAAUUUUUGCCUCCUAUAUGAUUCACUUUUGAGCCCGAAAAAUAUUAAAAAAUUAAAUUUUCAAAAAUAUCAAAAAAAGCAGUUUUGUAGAGCAGAAAAAGCUGUAUCAAAUAGAUAUAUCCACUUUGCCAAACAAUAAAGAAAUUCUUGUAAAACAAAAGAAUAAGAAAAACGACGGAACUUUUUGAACAACCCAAUAUAUAGCGCCGAUUUCAGGGGUACAUGUUGCUCAAACACGCACUUCUCAUCAACUAUGACAGAGUGCGGUUUGCGUCUCUUAGCAAACAAUGUGCAGUAAGUCGUAUCACCGUCGUAUCUAUGCCUUUCAGAUCUCACGCAACAUCCGUCUCAUUCGGCGGCUACAUACUCCCUACAUUAUCAACGUCACAACCUUCACGUGUGCGGAGGCUAGUCUAAUAAUUGGCACUUUUGCUUUUGAAUAUGGCUCAGUUUUAUAUCAAAUUUCCUUCGAAUUGUACCUGAUAUUCAUGGCUUCCAUGCAUUUGUUUCAAAUGCUGUGGAUCCCGCAUCUGGAAGGAAAGCUGCGGUUCGACAGACGAGUCGACGGCGAGGAGCUGAGAACGGUUUUCAACCAAAAACUGGUCGUGGAGAAUACCGCGGAAAACAAUUUUAAUAUGCUUAAGGCAAUGUGGCAAUAG